This is a messenger RNA of Linum trigynum, 5502 nucleotides long. NCBI's taxonomy places the organism in Eukaryota, Viridiplantae, Streptophyta, Magnoliopsida, Malpighiales, Linaceae. The record is from the annotation of a GenBank genome assembly.
UGAUAAAAUCAAACUUUUCAACACAUAAGUCAUAAAACAUUUCAAAUAUUUAAGUCUAAAAACAACUACAAACAUAAAAUCCAACAUUUGGAGAUUGCAAUUAUAAUAUUUCCGUUUUUCGGUCGGAAAUUCGGAAAUUUGGUUCGGUUGAAAGAACCCUGAUUUCUGAACUAUCUAUAUUUUCUUCCAAAUUCCGAACCGAAUAGCAUUAAUUCGGUUUAAUUCAGUUUCGAUUUCGGUUCGAUUUACCGAACCGUUUGUUCACCCCAUCACUUAUUAGUCAUUAGUGUGUACUGUGUAGUGUAAAUGUGUAAUUCUCCCUCGCAGAUUCAUCGGAUACCAAAACUAAUUCCAAAAAGCAGCGCAAAAGAAACGACGACAGGCCUAAUUCAAUUAGUAAUAUAAUUAAAAAACAAAAGUAAAAAGCGCAAAACACACAUUCCCUCAACUCUCUCUCUCUCUCCUCUCCUCUCCUCUCUUCUUUCCUACCCUUUUCUUCUCCGACUCUCUGCGUCCCUCCCCUGUCUAGAAUCCUCCUUUACCUUCCUGCUUCGCUCUCUCCUCCGUCUCUCUGCCUUGCACAGUUUCUGCUUGCCGAGCCGACGCAAGAGGGAGAGCAUGGAGAAGCUCCUGCUCGCCCCCUACCUCUGAUCUCGCUUGGUUCAGCAGGUGAGAGAAAGCUUCUCACUCUGUAAAUCACUUCCGCCAUUAAUACGCUCUGGUUUCCUUUUUCUUUAGGGGUCUUUUUUGUUUGUUUCCUUGACCGAUGUUUCUGCCUCCGUCGUUGAGUGUUUGGUCUUCUUCUUCUCCGUUUUCCAUUUUCUCGCCCUCUUUUGUGUUGCUAGCUUGUCUGGAACCCCACCACUCAUCAGAGGUUUGCUCGAAAAUUUCCCGAGAAAAUUAAUCGAGGCCGAGAGGAAAAUUGUCUCCCGUCUCCGUGGGCCCCGUUUUCCCAUUAUCACUCGUCGCCAGACUGGUUUGUGGCUUGUUUGGUUGCCAGGGAAAGUUGUGAAGGAGUUUUUCUUUUCCCCUGAGUGGUGUGUUUUCUUUUCCUCCUCUCUCCUCCCCCGGUUUAAAGAAAAUGGGGUUGCUGUUGAAAAAUCAAUUUAACAACCGUCACUUUAUUUGUUGAGAAGUCAUUUUCUUUCUCUUCCCCCACCAAACUGUCCCACGCUCCGCUCCUCCAUUUUCUCAGAGUCCAAACAGUGGGGAAAAAAAAAAAAAACUAGCCUCUGUGGUUCUUUCAGGGAUUUCUGUAAAAGGGUUUCUGCUCUCCGCCAUACCUGCCUUCUUGACCCCUGCUUAAUUCAUUACUAACUCCUUUUUGAUUAUUUCCACAGUGGAGGCGGUCAGAUCCGAAAAGGUUCUUGAAGCCAGCCAUAGCUCAUCCCACAAUAGAAUUUGGUAAGUUUAUUGAUUCAAGAUCUCUGAGACGAACAUUGGGUUUGUGGUUGUGUGGGUCGUUGUUUGGUUUCCUAUCAUCUGCUUUUUUCCAAUGGAAAAUCCAAGUCUCCCUCUGUCUCAUGUUUAUCCGUUGACAGGCGUUAGUCUUUUUUUUAAAUAUUAUUCUGACUGCUUUGAAUGUUUGAAUUUAGUAAUUUACUCAAUGAGCUGUUGAACUUCUCCCGAGCAUUUAGGUCGUCUCUGUUAGGAGUUGGUGCUUUGAAUAAUACUAAACGGCUAAUUGGGAUUUCUUCUAUCGUUUUUUCAGGCGUUUAAGAUACCCACCAGCACAGCAGUCACACACCCCUUUGGAGUGUGCUGUUCGGUUAUUACUGAAAAACUGUUCUCUCUGGGUUUAAGAGCAACGCUACCAAAAUGCAAAGGCCACCGCCGGAGGAUUUUCUCCUCAAGGAGACCAACCCACAUUUGGGAGGUGGGAAGAUCACGGGCGACAAGCUCACAAGCACCUAUGACCUCGUCGAGCAGAUGCAGUAUCUUUACGUCCGGGUUGUCAAGGCCAGGGACUUGCCAGGGAAAGAUGUCACUGGCAGCUGUGAUCCUUAUGUGGAGGUCAGGCUGGGAAACUACAAGGGUACUACUCGCCAUUUCGAGAAGAAGUCCAACCCCGAGUGGACCCAGGUCUUUGCAUUCUCCAAAGAUCGGAUUCAGGCCUCGGUUCUGGAGGUUACCGUCAAGGAUAAGGACUUUGUGAAGGAUGAUUUCAUUGGGCGGGUUCUGUUCGAUUUGAAUGAGGUCCCCAAACGUGUUCCUCCUGAUAGUCCAUUGGCGCCUCAGUGGUACAGGUUGGAAGACCGGAAGAGUGAUAAAGUAAGAGGGGAGCUGAUGUUGGCGGUUUGGAUGGGGACUCAGGCUGACGAAGCCUUUCCUGAAGCGUGGCAUUCUGAUGCUGCAACCGUGAGUGGAAUGGAUGCUCUUGCUAACAUUCGAUCCAAGGUUUAUCUCUCUCCAAAGCUGUGGUAUUUGAGGGUAAAUGUGAUUGAAGCUCAGGACUUGAUCCCGACUGACAAAAAUCGUUAUCCAGAAGUGUUUGUAAAGGCUAGGUUGGGGAAUCAAACUCUAAGAACGAGGAUCUCUCCUAGUCGAACGAUUAACCCUAUGUGGAAUGAAGACCUUAUGUUUGUAGCUGCGGAACCAUUCGAGGAGCCUUUGAUUUUGAGCGUGGAAGAUAGAGUUGCUCCGAACAAAGAUGAUGAGUUGGGGAGAUGUGCAAUUCCUUUGCAGUAUAUGGACAAAAGGUACGACCACAAACCAGUCAACACCAGGUGGUUUAAUCUCGAGAAACAUAUUGUUGUGGAAGGUGAAAAGAAGAAGGAAACCAAAUUCUCUAGUAGGAUUCACAUGAGGGUCUGUUUGGAAGGUGGAUAUCAUGUUCUUGAUGAGUCUACACACUACAGUAGCGAUCUUCGCCCCACUGCCAAACCACUGUGGAAAUCAAGCAUUGGGGUACUAGAGCUCGGUAUACUAAAUGCUACCGGACUCAUGCCUAUGAAGACUAAAGAUGGCCGUGGAACAACUGAUGCUUACUGUGUUGCUAAGUACGGUCAGAAGUGGGUUCGCACAAGAACCAUCAUUGACAGUUUUGGGCCCAAAUGGAAUGAGCAAUACACUUGGGAGGUUUUCGAUCCUUGUACUGUUGUCACAGUUGGAGUCUUUGAUAACUGUCAUCUCCAUGGAGGUGGAGAUAAAAAUGGUGGAGGGGCAAGGGAUGCUAGAAUUGGCAAGGUUAGGAUUCGCCUGUCCACUCUUGAAACUGAUCGUGUGUACACACAUUCCUAUCCGCUUCUAGUAUUGCAUCCUAAUGGGGUAAAGAAAAUGGGGGAGAUUCACUUGGCAGUCCGUUUCACAUGCUCUUCUUUGCUCAACAUGAUGCACAUGUACUCGCAACCUCUGCUGCCAAAGAUGCAUUAUAUUCACCCUCUAACAGUCAGCCAGCUGGACAGCUUGAGACAUCAAGCUACUCAGAUUGUUUCCAUGAGGCUCAGUCGGGCAGAACCGCCUUUGAGAAAGGAAGUCGUUGAGUACAUGCUGGAUGUUGGGUCCCACAUGUGGAGUAUGAGAAGGAGCAAAGCUAACUUCUUUAGAAUCAUGGGUGUUCUCGGUGGGUUGAUUGCUGUGGGAAAAUGGUUUGACCAAAUCUGCAAUUGGAAGAAUCCAAUCACCACAGUGCUGAUUCACAUCCUUUUUGUCAUCCUAGUCCUGUACCCGGAGCUCAUCUUGCCCACGAUCUUCCUGUAUCUCUUCCUGAUUGGUGUGUGGUACUACAGAUGGAGGCCGAGGCAUCCACCUCACAUGGACACUCGUCUCUCUCAUGCUGAGUCUGCACAUCCCGAUGAGCUGGAUGAGGAGUUUGAUACUUUCCCUACCUCUCGGGCUUCUGAUAUCGUGCGGAUGAGGUACGAUCGUUUGAGGAGCAUUGCUGGAAGGAUUCAGACUGUGGUGGGUGAUUUGGCUACUCAGGGGGAGAGGCUGCAGUCGUUGCUGAGCUGGAGGGACCCGAGAGCUACUGCUCUGUUUGUGAUCUUCUGUCUGAUUGCGGCCAUUGUUCUGUAUGUUACUCCAUUCCAAGUGGUGGCACUUCUUGCAGGGCUGUAUGUGCUGAGGCACCCCAGGUUUCGUCAUAAGCUCCCUUCUGUUCCUCUCAACUUCUUCCGCCGGCUGCCUGCUAGAACAGACUGCAUGCUGUGAUGAAUGAAAGAAAGAAUGGAUGGAGCUUUUGCUGGUGAUGCAUGGAGUAGAUGGAUCAACCUUCCUCUUGAAGGUUUCCCGGGUUCUUUUGAAGUGGGGUAUAUUUCAUGUUCUCCAUCUUGUGGUUAAGUUAAUGGUGGUUUGUAAGUUUGGUAGGGAUGUGAUUUGCAACUCUUUCGAGACUGUUCUGCUGGACCGUUUUCUUUUGUGUCGCUAGUCUUUAGUUGGUAGAUAUUUUUAUGAAAUGGGGAUGCGUUCUUCUAUCCUGCACCAAAUGUGCUUCUUUCUUGGCAUGCCUGUGUCGUGCUCCUGUCGCUUUGCAGGUUUAUUAUUCCUUUCUGAUCAUUCCUGGCAUCACCUUGGCGUCCUUCUGAAAUCGCAUACCGUGGAGAGAAUAGAUCCGUCAUUGUUUUUUGUUUAUAGUUAUACACUGUCGGAUAAUAUGGCAAGUUGUUGUCCCGUCUCAUGUCUGUCUAGCUGGUUUGCAUCCAAUGUGUUGUGGGUUAUCUAUAUUUGUCGUAUUUGUAAAACCAUAAUAGUGUAUAGAUGGUUCAAAUCAAUCGAGAAAAUAUCUUAUAAGAGCCUAAAUUAAUAGACAAUUUUUAGCAAUGUGAAACAAUUAAACCACAAUUUUUUUUUUAUAUAAAAUACUCUACCAAAUGGCCUUGUUUGAGGGAGAUGUCUGACAAUGGAGUAGCAGGGUAGGUGUUUUCAGCCUUUUGAAUGUUUUUUUUUUUUGGAAGAAAAGCCUUUUGAAUGUUGCUGUGCGUGUUUUAUAGUAGAGGGUAGGGGUUGGACGAGCCAUUGGUUGUUGGAAUUGAGAACGGCAAUGCAACUGCAAGGGUAGGUUUCACUGGGUGAAUUGUUUAUUUUGUAGGGUAUACUUGCGUGCGUGGGGUGGGGGACCUUAUCCCCUCAGGACCCGUACCUAUGUCACCUUCUUCUUUCUUUACUUUCCCCAUAGACCCUUGCGUCUCUCUUUACAGCCUGUAAAAUGGCACUUUGCUCUUUUCACAUUUCUGCUUUUGAUGGAUAUUGCCAUCAGUUAGUCAGUGACUCAUGCAGUUAAAAGCGCGAUUCUAUCUAUAAACAGAAAAGGAGUAAAAUUGUAAAGUGUAGAAUUAAAGAGUAAAAACGUAAGUUUUUGACGCAUACUGUAAAAUAACUAAAAAUAUGUUAAGUACGACAUAUACUAUGAAAAAUAUGAGCGCCCAAAAUUUAGACAAGUUAAUAAAUACUUGCAAUUCAUUUCUAAAGUAGAGCAACUUAUAGCCUCUUAAUAAUAAGUUCAUAAACAUAAAUCUUAUCAAGAAGCCUCCUUCCCCUCCAUGCUAAUGAAUUUGAGAAGAGCCU